Messenger RNA from Ipomoea triloba (trilobed morning glory), 3308 nucleotides. Its product is annotated as chaperone protein ClpD, chloroplastic-like. Lineage: Eukaryota; Viridiplantae; Streptophyta; Magnoliopsida; Solanales; Convolvulaceae. Gene Ontology annotation, biological process: cellular response to heat. The transcript has 12 exons. The coding region runs from base 291 to 3149 and encodes 952 amino acids. The record is from RefSeq and is a predicted model, not a curated record. Gene Ontology annotation, cellular component: cytoplasm. Gene Ontology annotation, molecular function: ATP hydrolysis activity; ATP binding.
UUGACGUGUAGUCUUCCCCAAAUACAUUCCUUUCUCCUCGCUCGCUCCCCCUUACAAUUUCUCUGCAAAUAUCCACAACACAAUUCUUUUCUUUCAUUUUUCCACACAUAAUUAGCUUCACACCUUAAUAUGCAGACAUAUAUAUACACAGACAGAUAAACAGUCUAAGACGUGCAAGAGAAAAAGCUAAAAAAACAAUUUUUUCUAUACCAACCAGCUUUGACUUUUGUAUUUCAUCAAAGUUUGCAAAGUUCUGAAGAAAGAAGUUGUGUUUUGUUAGCAAUUCUUGAAUGGAAUUAUCAUGUUCUUCGCCAUUGUCGGUUAACUCCACUGUUUCCAGAUUGUACCCGCCGCUUCGUUGUCGUCUUUCGUUUUACGGUCGCCGGAAAACCACCCAGUAUGUGGGCUCUCUUCUUCGCCACUGCCCUUCUUCCCGUUCCACGGCGGCAGCUCCGGGAAUCUCUUCCUCGUCCCUUUUCGGGGUCUCGGUUUCGCACCGGCCCUGCGCCUCGUUCCGCCGGAAAGUGAAGCGAUCUCUGCGUAUUGUCUGUGGGGUGUUCGAGAGAUUUACUGAGAGAGCAAUCAAAGCAGUGAUGUUCUCUCAGAGGGAAGCCAAGGCUUUGGGGAAGGACAUGGUGUUCACGGAGCAUCUUUUGCUAGGACUGAUCGCCGAGGAUCGUGGGCCCGGCGGGUUUUUGGGGUCUGGAAUCACCAUUGAAAAGGCCCGGGAAGCUGUUGUGAGCAUUUGGAAUGAUGGGGAGAAUGUGAAAGUUGGUUUUGAAGAUUCUGGCUCGGCAACCUCAGCCACAGAUGUGGCGUUUUCCGCUAGUGCCAAGCUUGUGUUUGAGGCUGCCGUGGAGUAUUCAAGGACUAUGGGCUAUAAUUUUAUUGCUCCAGAGCACAUUGCCAUUGGACUGUUCACUGUUGAUGAUGGCAAUGCUGCUCGUGUUCUCAAGAGAUUAGGGGCAAAUGCAAAUCAUUUGGCAGCUGUUGCAGUCUCCAGACUUCAAGGGGAGCUUGCAAAAGAUGGUAGAGAGCCACCUGCACUCAAAAGAUCACGUGACAAAUCAUUUACUGGGAAAAUAACAAUUGACAAAUCUACUGAGAAAACUAGAGAGAAACGUGCCUUGGAACAAUUCUGUGUGAAUCUUUCUGUCCGUGCUAGUGAAGGACGAAUUGAUCCAGUAAUUGGCCGAGACACUGAAAUUCAGAGAGUUGUUCAAAUACUCUGCCGAAGAACAAAAAACAAUCCAAUUCUUCUUGGCCAAGCUGGGGUUGGGAAAACAGCGAUUGCUGAAGGACUGGCAAUAAAUAUUGCAGAAGGAAAUGUUCCUUCUUUCCUGUCGAAAAAGUGCAUAAUGUCCUUGGACAUUGGGCUAUUGAUCGCAGGCGCGAAGGAGAGGGGUGAAUUGGAGGCGCGUGUGACUACAUUAAUUAAGGAGGUUAAGAAGUCAGGCAAUAUCAUUCUUUUCAUCGAUGAGGUCCAUACACUUAUUGGUUCGGGCACAGUUGGGCGAGGAAGUAGGGGUUCUGGACUUGACAUUGCUAAUCUGUUAAAGCCACCACUUGGACGUGGUGAAUUACAGUGUAUUGCGUCUACAACGAUGGAUGAAUACAGAUUACACUUCGAAAAGGACAAAGCACUCGCUAGGAGGUUUCAGCCUGUAAUGAUUAAUGAACCAAGCCAGGAGGAUGCUGUCCAGAUACUGCUAGGGCUGCGCGAGAAAUAUGAGGCCUAUCAUAAGUGUAAAUAUACAUUUGAGGCCAUAACUGCAGCUGUGCAACUGUCAGCUAGAUAUAUUCCGGAUAGGUAUCUUCCAGACAAGGCUAUUGAUCUUAUUGAUGAGGCCGGGAGCAAAGCUCGAAUGGAAGCUAAUAAAAGAAAGAAGGAACAGCUGACUUCCAUACUUACAAAGCCACCAAGUGAUUACUGGCAAGAAAUCAGAGCUGUUCAGGCAAUGCAUGAAGUGAUCCUUAGAAGUAAACUCAGUGAAAAUGAUGAUGCAUCCCAGUUUGAAGGGGAUAAUAAAGUCAAUGUGGAACAUUAUAUGACCUCUGCAAAUAAAGAUGAUGAACCUUCUAUAGUUGGACUUGAGGAAAUAGCUGCUGUCGCUUCACUCUCGUCGGGGAUUCCUCUUCAGCAGCUUAGGGUUGAUGAAAGAAUGCUUCUGAUGAGUCUUGAUGAACAACUCAGAAAGAGGGUUGUUGGUCAGGAUGAGGCUAUUAGUGCCAUUUCUCGGGCCAUUAAGCGAUCCCGAGUUGGCUUGAAGGACCCAAAGAGACCAAUUGCUGCAAUGCUCUUCUGUGGUCCCACUGGAGUAGGCAAAAGUGAACUUGCAAAAGCAUUGGCGGCAACUUAUUUUGGUUCGGAGUCUGCCAUGUUGAGAUUGGACAUGAGUGAAUACAUGGAAAGGCAUACCAUAAGCAAGUUAAUUGGGUCGCCCCCCGGUUACAUAGGAUAUGGAGAUGGAGGCACUUUGACUGAAGCCAUCAGAAAAACGCCUUUCACAGUUGUGCUACUAGAUGAGAUAGAAAAGGCACACCCUGAUGUGUUCAAUAUUCUCCUUCAGCUAUUUGAAGACGGCCACCUCACAGAUUCUCAGGGACGAAGAGUAUCAUUUAAGAACGCCCUUAUACUCAUGACUUCUAAUAUCGGUUCCCCUGCCAUUGUAAAGGGGAGAAGGAAUGCAAUCGGUUUCUUGCUUGCAGAUGAUGAAUCGACCUCGUAUGCUGGAAUGAAAGCAUUGGUGAUGGAAGAGCUGAAGGCAUACUUCCGGCCCGAGCUACUAAACAGAUUAGACGAAGUAGUAGUGUUCCGUCCACUCGAGAAGCCUCAGAUGCUGGAGAUACUAAACAUUAUGCUGAAAGAGCUGAAGGCUAGGCUUGUUUCCAUGGGAAUAGAGUUGGAGGUAUCAGAAGCAAUUACAGAUCUGAUCUGCCAACAAGGAUUCGACAGAAACUAUGGCGCUCGCCCUCUCAGGAGGGCGAUCACGCACAUAAUUGAAGAUCGGUUGAGUGAAUCAUUGCUUUCUGGGGAUUUCAUGUCCGGAGAUGUUGCCGUAAUCCAGUUAGAUGAUUCGGGGAAUCCAGUCGUGACCAAUCGAUCUAACCGGACUAUCCGUCUGUCUGAUACAAGCUCAAUGGCUUAAGUGUAUAAUGUAACUGGACCUGUAAAUCUGGGUAAAUUCCACUUAGUGUAGGUAACUAAUUCGAUUAUGUACAGAAGAUGAGACAAAUGUAAAACCCCUCCCUUGUACAGAUGAUAAUUGAAUGUUCUGUUAAUUCCAAAAUCAAGACAAUGAGUUUCA